AUGUACUUAAACCGCAUUGCCAUAGCUCUCCGCCACUGCGGCCGAAUCCAGGCCUUCAAUCACGGCAAGGCAUUCCACUCCCAGCUGAUCAAACUCGGCAUCAUGGCCGAUGUUUUCCUCUCCAAUAAUCUAAUCUCCUUGUACGCUGAGACACCUCGUUUGAUUAACGAUGCACAGAAGCUGUUCGACGAAAUGCCCCAGAGAAACAUUGUCACUUGGACGACGAUGGUCUCUGCGUAUACGAAGUGUGGGAGAGGCGGUGAGGGUUUAAGGAUGUAUAGGGAUAUGGUAGAGUGGGGUUUGGAGAGGCCUAAUGGGUUUAUGUACUCGGCUGUGUUGAAGGCUUGCGGCGCGGUGGGGAAGGUUGGAUUGGGGAGGGAGGUUCAUAAGAGGGUAUGUGGGGAGGGAUUGGAGUUUGAUACGGUUUUGAUGAAUGCGGUUUUGGAUAUGUACGUGAAAUGUGGGAGGUUGGGUGAGGCCAAGAGGGUGUUUGAUGGGAUGUUGGAGAGGAACUGGAUGUCGUGGAAUGUGAUGAUUUCGGGGUGUUGUAAGGCUGGUUUGAUGGAGGAGGCGGUGGGGCUGUUGCGGCGGAUGAAAGAGCCGAAUGCUGCUUCAUGGAAUAGUAUUAUUGCUGGUUUUGUGAGUAAUGGGAGCCGCCUUGCGUUGGAGUUUGUGAGGUUAAUGCACCGGGAAGGGUUCUUGCUUGAUUGUUAUACUUUUCCGUGUGCUUUGAAGACAUGUGGUUCGUUAGCCUCUGGAGAGCAGAUCCAUUGUAAUGUUGUGAAGACCGGUUUUGAGUCUGAUAGUUUUGCUUUGUCAGCACUGGUUGAUAUGUAUGCGAAUUUCAAUGAGUUAAACGCAGCGGUAAAGCUGUUUGAUCAGUACUCAAGGUGCAGUGGUUCCAUUAAUUUGGCACUUUGGAAUUCCAUGCUUUCUGGUUGUGUCAUUAACAAACAUAAUCGUGCAGCUCUGGACUUGGUUUCAAAAGUCCAUUGCUCAGGUGCACGGAUGGAUUGUUACACUUAUAGUGGUGCUCUAAAGGCCUGUAUUAACUUGCUUAACUUGAGACUUGGUCGUCAAGUGCAUGGUUUGGUUGUCACCGCAGGAUAUGAGUUGGAUUAUGUUGUUGGAAGCAUUCUUACAGACCUGUAUGCAAAAGUGGGAAACAUUAAGGAUGCAUUGGGGUUGUUUCACAGGCUUCCAGUGAAAGACACUGUAGCCUGGUCUGGUUUGAUCAUAGGGUGUGCUAAAAUUGGACUGAGCUGGUUAGCAUUUCAACUGUUUAGGGAUAUGGUGUAUUUGGGUGUAGUAGUAGAUCAUUUUGUCAUUUCAUACGUUCUGAAAGUUUGCUCCAGUUUAACAUCUCUUGGAAGUGGCAAACAGGUUCAUGCUUUCUGUGUUAAGAGUGGAUAUGCAUCUGAGGGGGUUGUAGUGACAUCACUGAUUGACAUGUACUCAAAAUGUGGUGACAUAGACAAUGGGUUGGCUAUGUUUGAUUCUUUGGCAGACAGAGACACUGUGUGUUGGACAGGAAUUAUUGUGGGGUGUGGGCAAAAUGGAAGAGCAGAUGAAGCAAUUAGACUUUUCAAUAUGAUGACAGAAUCAGGGUUGAAGCCGAACGAAGUUACAUAUCUAGGAGUUCUUUCUGCAUGCAGGCAUGCUGGUUUUGUUGAAAAGGCAAGGACCAUUUUUAGUUCUAUGGAAAAAGAGCACGGACUGGAACCUCGUGUACAGCAUUAUUAUUGCAUGAUUGACAUUCUCGGUCAAGCUGGAUGUUUUGAAGAGGCUUUAGAUUUCAUUUCUAAGUUGCCAUUUGAGCCUGACCAGAUCAUAUGGAGAUCAUUGCUUGGAGCCUGUGGAACUCAUAAAAACACUGAACUAGUAAAUAUCGUGGCUGAUCACCUUAUUGCAAGUUCACCUGAAGACCCUUCCACGUAUGUGACACUUUCAAAUGUUUACGCAGAAUUAGGAAUGUGGGUUGAUUUAAGCAAAAUUAGAACAGCUGUCAGGCAAGUGGGUGCAAAAACAGAAGGAAAGAGCUGGAUUGAAAUUUCAGUAUAAUUUCUUCCGAAUUGCUUGGUGCAGAAAAUAGUUCUCCCCCUUCAAUAUGCCACAGCUGCUAUCUCUGCUGAAAUCAAGUCCUUACAUGAGCUUAAGGACUGGAACAUUGUACUGAAUACCUUUCAAAGAUCCGAGAAUUACCUAUGACCCCUUGGUGGAUAAGUCCAGAGUGAUGUGUUUAUAUUAUGGUUCUUCAUAGAGCUAAUUACAUGCUCAGAAAGAUGCUGGUAUCUGCACAGAAGAGGAGGAAGAAGAACAUAUCUGGGAGACUGGGAUGUUUGAAGAACCAAGGAAUGAAGAUAUCAAAUAUUCUCAGUAGAUUAAAACCUGUCCUGUAGACCCAAAACGUGUCCAUAGCAUCUCUUCUGAAGAUUAGCUUCCCAUCAUGUGUAUCAUCUCUGUGGACUGUGGUAUAUUACAAUCAGUAGCAGAGCAAGUUGCCUGCUGUAAGAUCAAGAUAUGGAAGCAACGACUAGUUGUCGUGCUGAGCAAUCAAUGAGAUCCAGUAACUUGGGAAUGAGCCGAAACUCAAAAGAGCCUUGCCAAUCAAGUUUGGUAUUCCCAAGCGAAGGUAGAUGAUGGAUAUACUGAUAUACAGACAU
Fragaria vesca subsp. vesca is the source of this 2663-nucleotide messenger RNA. RefSeq names its product pentatricopeptide repeat-containing protein At4g08210-like. Gene Ontology annotation, molecular function: protein binding; RNA binding. The coding region runs from base 1 to 2061 and encodes 686 amino acids. The transcript has 5 exons. The record is from RefSeq and is a predicted model, not a curated record. Gene Ontology annotation, biological process: RNA modification. Lineage: Eukaryota; Viridiplantae; Streptophyta; Magnoliopsida; Rosales; Rosaceae.